UUGAUGAUGACUUCAUUGGUCUCAGUGAGCUGCCAGAAACCUUCCCCUCAGACCCUCCGGAGCCACUGCCAGUGUUUUUGAUGGAACCUGAGGAGGCCUACAUAGUCAAGAACAAGCCAGUGAACCUGUACUGCAAGGCCACGCCCGCUACACAGAUCUACUUUAAGUGCAACAGCGAGUGGGUCCACCAAAAAGAGCACACUGUGGAGGAGAGGGUUGAUGAUAACUCUGGCCUGGUUGUGAGAGAGGCCCGCAUAGAGAUCACUCGACAGCAGGUGGAGGAGUUGUUUGGGCCUGAGGACUUCUGGUGUCAGUGUGUGGCUUGGAGCUCCGCUGGAACCACCAAAAGCCGUAAAGCCCACGUCCGCAUCGCCUACCUGAGGAAGACAUUUGAUCAGGAGCCUCUUGGGAAAGAAGUGUUACUGGAGCAGGAAGUGCUGCUGCAGUGUCGCCCACCUGAAGGCAUCCCACCUGCUGAGGUGGAGUGGUUGAAGAAUGAAGACAUUAUUGAUCCCGCAGAUGACAGAAACUUCUACAUCACCAUCGAUCACAACCUGAUAAUCAAACAGGCCCGCCUCUCCGACACAGCCAACUACACCUGCGUGGCUAAAAACAUCGUAGCCAAAAGGCGUAGCACCACGGCCACGGUUAUUGUCUACGUAAACGGGGGAUGGUCCACGUGGACAGAGUGGUCUGUGUGUAACAGCCGUUGUGGCCGUGGUUACCAGAAGCGCACCCGCAGCUGCACCAACCCAGCGCCGCUCAACGGCGGCGCCAUCUGUGAAGGUCAAGGCAUCCAGAAGCUGCCAUGUAAUCCUCUCUGCCCAGUGGAUGGCCUGUGGACAGAGUGGAGUAAGUGGUCCACCUGUGGGACAGAGUGCACCCACUGGAGGAGGAGAGAAUGCAACGCUCCGGCACCCAAAAACGGGGGGAAGGACUGUGAGGGCAUGGUGCUCCAGUCAAAGAACUGCACGGAUGGGCUGUGCAUGCAGAGUUCCUUGUUUCAGCAGUCCUCUGAGGCAAACAUCAAGAGUGAUUUUGGAAAUUCAUUGGCCCCCAGCACCGACGACGUCGCUCUCUAUGUGGGUAUUGUCAUAGCCGUGAUCAUGUGCCUGGUGAUCUCUGUCGUGGUGGCGCUCUUCGUCUACAGGAAGAACCACCGCGAGUUCAGCUCCGACAUUAUCGACUCCUCCGCCCUCAACGGAGGCUUCCAACCUGUCAGCAUCAAGACCGCCCGUAAAGCUGAUCUCCUAACAUCACCCCCUGAUCUAACCUCAGCAGCCGCCAUGUACCGCGGCCCAGUUUACGCUCUCCAUGACGUGGCCGACAAAAUCCCCAUGACCAACUCCCCCCUGCUGGACCCCCUCCCCAACCUGAAGAUUAAGGUGUACAACUCCUCGGGCUUAGUCACGCCCCAGGACGACCUGGGAGGAGAGCUUUCCUCAAAGCUGUCGCCCAAGCUGCCGCACUGCCUCCUGGACAACAGCAACGGCACGAUGGGGCGUCACGCGCAGACCCAGACUCUGCUUCGUACCAGGGACCCAUCCUGCACCGCUCUGGGCUCUUUCAGCUCCCAGGGGGGUCACCUCAUUGUGCCCAACUCAGGAGUCAGUCUACUGAUUCCAGCAGGAGCCAUUCCUCAAGGCAGAGUUUAUGAGAUGUAUGUGACCGUCCAGAGGAAGGACAAUUUGAGGCCUUCUGUGGACGAUGGUCAAACUGUGCUCAGCCCUGUGGUGAGCUGUGGGCCCCCCGGGACCCUGCUGACGCGGCCCGUCAUCAUCACCAUGCACCACUGUGCCGUGUGCGACGGCCAGCAGGACUGGCUGAUCCAGCUCAAGAGCCAGUCGCAGCAGAACCAGUGGGAGGACGUGGUGGUGGUAGGGGAGGAGAACUUCACCACACCGUGCUACAUCCAAAUGGAUGAGGAGGCCUGCCACGUACUGACGGAGACCCUGGGCACGUACUGCCUCGUGGGCCAGUCUCUCAGCGCCUCCACCAUCAAGCGCCUCAAAUUGGCCAUCUUCGGUCCCGUCACCUGCCCUGCCAUGGAGUAUCACAUCAGAGUCUACUGCCUGGACGACACGCAGGACGCGUUCAAGGAAGUUCUGCAGAUGGAGAAGCAGAUGGGUGGGAAACUGUUGGACGAACCAAAGACCCUUAACUUUAAAGACAGCACCCACAACCUGAGACUAUCCAUCCACGACGUGCCCCACGUGUUGUGGAAGAGCAAACUAGUAGCCAAGUACCAGGAGCUCCCCUUUCACCAAGUGUGGAGUGGGUCACAGAGGAACCUCCACUGCUGCUUUACUCUGGAGCGCUUCUCUGCCAGCACCGUGGACCUGAGCUGUAAGAUCUGUGUGCGCCAGGUGGAAGGAGAAGGACAGAUCUUCCAGCUUGAUACGACACUCUCAGAGGAUUCUCAGAGCAUCGACACGUCUCUGCUGGACCCCGCCAGUAACAUCACCACGCUGGUCGGGCCGAACGCCUUUCGGAUCCCCGUUUCCAUCCGACAGAAGCUAUGCGGCAGCCUGGAUGCCCCGCAGACCAGAGGCAAUGACUGGAGGAUGCUGGCCCAUAAACUCAACCUUGACAGGUAUCUGAACUACUUCGCCACCAAAUCCAGUCCCACGGGAGUGAUUCUAGAUCUGUGGGAGGCCCAGCAUUUUCCUGACGGCAACCUCAGUCGCCUCGCUCAGGUACUGGAAGAGAUGGGACGCCACGACAGCCUUGUUCCGGGUGUGACCGAGCACUGACCCCGCCCACCCCACGGCCCGCAGGAAGAAAGUCAUGCUAAAGGGAGGAACUCGGGAGGGACAAAACGCGGGAUGGUCACUUGGAUAUCCGCGAUAAAUUGCUCUCGCUCAAAACCCCAUAAAUGCUGCCUGAACGCGCACUCGCAGGAGGAAGGGUAACGCAACGAGCCAGGUCUCACUCAGCCAUGACCCAGUUAAACGUUGGCAACAAAGACUGCAAAAACACGGAGAGUAAACAAGAAUCUUUGCCAGUCACUUCUCUGGCUCUUCCUCCCUCUCUCUGGUACUUCGUUUUGAUAUUUCUGGCUCUAGUUUCCUUGGAAACAGCUGUCCGUUUCUUUGGAUGGACUGUGCGGAUGUGGAUGAUCCCCCCCACCCAUAGUACACAAGUGACACAUGAUGAGAGGUCAAUGGAUCAAAGGAGGAAGACUUGGAUCAGAGGCGCUCUCUGAAAUCAGUUUCCAUAGCAACUCCAUGGAGAAGUCAUGUGUUCCUUGAUGACUUAGUAUAUAAUAAUAUGCCUAUUUAUACAUCUCUUUUUAAAUUUUUGUUCUGCCUAUUAAUGAAUACAAAGUCCUCUCAUUUAGUUCUGUUUGACUGUGUCAUAGCACCACCUGGUGGAUAUCUGGUGCAAAAACAACUCAUCCUGUCAAACACGUCAGUCCAGAAGGAAACACUUUUUUUGUUUUAUUGUAUCUGCAUUUUAAUUAUGUUAUCCAUUAUUAUAGAUUUUGGGGUAUUGCUGCUUUAUUUUAUUGCCUGUUUUAAUAUGUUUUUCUGAGUUUUAUUGAAGCUAAUUCAGCUUGUUUUAUACAGUUUAGAGGGCUUACUUUUUUCACGAAUCUGUUAUCCGGUUAUUUAGAUGGAAAAACAUAAAAUAUUAAAUUUUAUAAUUUGCUAUUUACAAAACAGACCCCAAUUUAAAAAAAGAUGCCGUGAUAAAAAAGUAUAUUUUUGUAGAGCCAAUGCAACUGCAAAGAGCUGCUUUCUACCAAAUAAUUGACACCCGAGGUUAAAUUAAUUAAUGAAGUUAUUCAGUUAAAUUUUAGCUUUUGGAUAAAAGCUGAAACUUUGACUCAGACUUUGAUGUUUGUACAUCCAGUGACAGAAGCCAUCGAUGUGUGAUGAUAUCCAUCAUGUGUAUAAUAAUUGGUGACAGCUAUAAACGCGACAUUCCUUUAAUGAAGCAGCACUUGAAAGGCUUUUUUCUUUAAUGUUUGUUCCAGGUUUUUGUAACGCUGUCUAUGCAAACUUUGCAUCCUUUCAGAACAAUCUUUCCAUCCUCAGUGGUCUAGCCUUUGCAUUCCCUCGUCAUUCUUCAGCUUCAUAACUAUUAUUGUUGUGUAUAGUGAGAAUGUAGCCCGUCUAUUUCUGGCACUCACGUGCCUCGACACAGCUUGUGUUUCAUCUGUCGAGUUAUUGUACAAAAUGUAAGAAAGAAUUUUUAAGGACUGAUAAUAAAUUAUAUUUAUAUGCAACAAUAAAAAAAAAAGUUGGAGCACGCCUGUUUGAAUUGUGCAAAUGUAACACUACGUUUGUUUCACUGGGGAAUGUUAUCUAAAAUGAUUUAAAACACA
Messenger RNA from Austrofundulus limnaeus, 4330 nucleotides. It is a transcript of the gene unc5cb, whose product is annotated as unc-5 netrin receptor Cb. Gene Ontology annotation, molecular function: protein binding; netrin receptor activity. Lineage: Eukaryota; Metazoa; Chordata; Actinopteri; Cyprinodontiformes; Rivulidae. Gene Ontology annotation, biological process: netrin-activated signaling pathway; axon guidance. The record is from RefSeq and is a predicted model, not a curated record. Gene Ontology annotation, cellular component: membrane.